Messenger RNA from Priapulus caudatus, 1418 nucleotides. RefSeq names its product peptidyl-prolyl cis-trans isomerase FKBP1A-like. The record is from RefSeq and is a predicted model, not a curated record. NCBI's taxonomy places the organism in Eukaryota, Metazoa, Priapulida, Priapulimorpha, Priapulimorphida, Priapulidae. The coding region runs from base 117 to 677 and encodes 186 amino acids. Gene Ontology annotation, molecular function: peptidyl-prolyl cis-trans isomerase activity. The transcript has 6 exons. Gene Ontology annotation, biological process: protein peptidyl-prolyl isomerization.
UGGCGUUUGUAUUUACAAGGUGGCCACUUGCUGUUGCUCGAGCUUUUACUUUUAGCUUAGCUAGUAAACUUUCUAAACGUUCUGCAGAAGUAAAGUGCUGAACGCAUUAUACCGCAAUGAAUUUUCUGUCGAAUAAUGGAGCAUGCGUAUUUUGCGUCUUCCUUACAUGCUUGGCUUUGACCGGUUCAAAAAAAGCUAGGAGCUUUGAAACCAUUAUAGAGCAAGCAUCACCAUCAUGCUCCCAGACUGCAGAAGUUGGUGAUACUGUUGCAGUCCAAUACACGGGUAUACUGGAAAAUGGGCAGGUAUUUGAUACCUCGAGAAGAGAAGGCAGGGGACCGUUUACGUUUGUAUUGGGACAGAAGCAAGUAAUUCCAGGGUGGGAGAAAGGAGUUGUAGGUAUGUGUGUUGGGGAGAUACGAAAACUGAUUAUUCCACCUGAACUGGCAUAUGGUUCAAAGGGAGUACCACCACAAAUACCAGGGGACGCAACACUGCUAUUCCAGGUGGAGUUGGUGGCCGUGGAGAAGGCGACGAUACUGCCGCGAGUACUGUCGCUUGUGCAGCUGCUUGCUGUGCCUUGCAUUGCCGUCUACACCAUCUACUACUGCUACACUAAGUACCAGGAGCAGGAGCAAAAGCUAAAGGAUAGUCGGAAACAAAAGAAGCGGCGAUAACUAAUGGUUUCGUUCCGAACAGAUAUUGGCCUGUCCGACUGGAGUGAUUGAGAAGUAGUUAUUUGCCGGUCAGUGUUGCAACAGGGGACAUUCUGAAAAAUACUGCUUACUAACGGUGCUGCGAAGUCAACAGUUUAGUGUGGACAUGUGAAUACGAACUGGUAUACAAGCAGCAAUAUCUAAUCAGGCAUGUUUAUCUUGCUCAGAUGGAUAGGUCAAUGACAUUGGUGGGAGCAAUUUUCCUUUAAUUUUCAUAAUUUUUUUACUAUUAGGGAGAGGGAUCAACUUUAUUAGUGUAUGUAGCACGUGUUGCUUGAGGUAUCUUUAGAGUAAAUUUAUACGUGAUUGUACUAAUCUGCGAUACAAGAAUGAUUCAAUUUUAAAUAGGCUGGUUUUAUAGGUGCAUUACAUAAAGUGCAUAUACUAUAGAAAAGGUCAUCUAUAGUGAAAGGCAGUGCUAUGGAACAUUAUUGAGUGAUGCAGGCAAUCAUACUUUAAUUACCAAACAGGACCUGGCAUUUAAAGAUAGCCAUCAUCACAGCAUCAACAAAUGUUACCCAUGAAUCAACUCUACGUGUAUGUUUUAAAAUGCCAGACAUGAUCAAUUUAGCACAUUAAGACUGUUUUGUAUUGCAAAGCAUCCGUUAAAUAUUUGUACACUUCUCCUUUAUCGAUGUCCUCCAAACCAUGUUUGUGUUAAAUGUAUGACGAGUCUGUGAUAUAAAACACUUUUUUCCAGAA